Molecule: messenger RNA, 909 nt
Organism: Acaulospora morrowiae
Lineage: Eukaryota; Fungi; Glomeromycota; Glomeromycetes; Diversisporales; Acaulosporaceae
Source: the annotation of a GenBank genome assembly
AUGGAAGUUGACAGGACAACUACCGAGUUCACUAUUGUAAGAUUGAAACGCAAGCGCAACGCGGAGCCAUUAGACGCGCUCGUCGUCAAACAACUUAUUGAGAAUGGAAUCGAGCAUAAAAAGAAGAGGCCUAAGCAACAAACUGAUGAUAAAGGAAAAGAAAAUGUUUCAGACGAGAGCAAAGAUCACGAAAAAGAAUCUGUACCGCUCAUAUUUCGAUUUGCAGAAACAGUCGACGAGAUUAGUUUCAGCGAUUCAAACAAGAAACAACAGUUGAAAGAUCGCAUAGUGAAGCUGAUCAAUCGUAAGGAUCCCGUACGGCGUAAGGAACACGAAGUUAAGAAAUUUCGAGAUCAACAAAUUGCUAUGUUCAAAGAGAGCGCAAGAAAAGAAAGGUACAAGGUAAUUGACAGGAACCGACAAAAAAGUGGCGCGUCGUUAUUUUCUAGUGAUGAAAAUGAGGAUGGCGAAGAGGUUUCUAACGAAUUAUUCAAGAUGUAUGAUGCUGUCAGAGAGGAGGAAGCAUCUUCACGAAAGACUCUCAACAUAAUUAAUGAUCAAGAUUCUGAUAUUAUGUGUAAUUUCAUUCCUAUGAUCCGAGAGUAUCUUACUCUCGAGGAGAACGCUGAUAAAGAAGAUCAUGUUGAGAGUGAUGACGAAUAUGUUUACGACGUUUAUUACCGUGAUGAUUUUAUGAGCUUUGAUGAUACUAAUGAUUAUCAUAAUAUUGCUGCUCUAACAUGGUUUGAAGAAGAUAAUCAUAUUUUUAUGAAGGAAGCAACUAAAGAUGAAUUCGAAUAUUCUGAUGAAGAAGAUUCCAAUGCGGAAGACUACUAUACGCAUGAUUACCCUGAUGAAGAAGAGGUUUGGAGUGAGCAAGAAGCUUAUUCCUCGGAAGAUGACUAUUAA